UUCUGUUCUUGCUUAGUAUUAUUAUUAUUAUUUUCAUUUUUAAUGAUUUUUAAAAAGUUAUUAAAUAAAACACUUGGAAAAAAUAAUGGUCAAGAACCAAGAUCACAAAAUAGUACCUCGAAAAUAAAUAUGGAUCUUGUUUCCAAUGAACUUCUUUCACGUCAUUUCUCACCAUUACCUAUAAGAGCAUUAUCGCCUUCUGAUGUACUUGAUUUUGUUGGAUAUCCUAUGGUAGCAAGAAUGAUAGGUCAACAACAACGACUAUUAGACAAUGAGUCUAUUUCUCGUGAUUGUCAUUCACGAGAUCAAAAUAGAAAUGCAUUUUUAUUAAAAGAACCAUCAUCACCCAAUAAACAACCAAGCAUUAUAACUGACAAUACUGCAUUGUCAUCAUUACCGAAAAUAAUUCAGCAACAAGUGAAUGAAAAUCAUCAUCAUCAUGACGGUAUUCCUGUUACUACUACUAUUACUGCUGCUGCUGCUGCUGAAAAAGAAGAAGAUAAAAUAUUAAUAGAACAAAAUAACUCAGAAGACGAUGAAAUUAAAAAGCUAAACAAAAAAAUAACUGAGCUUGAACGACAAAUACAAUUUUGGCGAGGGAUAGUAGGGAAUAUGAAAAAAGAAGAAGAAGAAAGUGAUCCUAACAUACAACAACAAGAGCAAUCACUACAGUUACCUAAGCAAAGAAAAAGAAAGCAGUCAGAGAUUCAACAAAGAAGGAAACCUUAUCGAUACUAUUCUACUACUACUACUACUACUGCUGCUGCUGCUGUUGCUGCUUCUUCUUCUUCCUCUUCUUCCUCUUCCUCCUCCUCCUCCUCUUCUUCUUCUCCUCUAAAUAGUGCAGCAGUUAUAGAUAAACAUCCUUAUUAUGUGAUACCUAUGCAUAAUAACUUAUACUACAAUGAUUAUGAAGACUAUUUUUAUUAUAAUAAGCGAAACAGUAGAUUUCAACAUGCAGUAGUGGCCAUGAAAGAUAAUGAUUAUAAUGAUUAUUAUCAUUAUUAUUACUAUUAUUAUCAUUAUUAUUUACCACAGCAGGUAUUUAAUAGAAGAAUGAAUAGAGUAAAAAGCAAUUAUUAUAGUCGUCAUAUUAUAAACAAUUAUAAUAAUAAUUAUUAUUAUUAUUAGAAAAAAAAAUAGAAUAAAAUUUAUGGGGCAGUAGUAGAAGAAAACACGUAUUAUUAAUGCGGAUUCUUUUCCCAGUUUAGAAGGAUUACCGCGGUCAAUGAAAUUUUUGUACUGCUUUAAUCUUAUACCUACUAUGAC
This is a messenger RNA of Cokeromyces recurvatus, 1269 nucleotides long. RefSeq lists its product as uncharacterized. The record is from RefSeq and is a predicted model, not a curated record. NCBI's taxonomy places the organism in Eukaryota, Fungi, Mucoromycota, Mucoromycetes, Mucorales, Mucoraceae. The transcript has a single exon. Bases 43 to 1131 code for a protein of 362 amino acids.